CGAGUUUUAUCAGAAAAUCGUUGAAUGUUUCUACGAAAUUUGUUUGUCGCGUUAGCCAAUGCCAAAGAGUGGAAAAAGCACUAGAAGCUGAAAAGAAAUAUGAGACGUGGUAAACCACAGCAGGAGAUAUACAGACCAGGCAGUGGACCCCUCAGAAAAUCAAACACAGCAACCGAAGAGUCUGAACCCGACACCAACCUAAUACUGACCAAAUCCAAGACUUACGCGCACGAUGAGACCAGGUACAAAUCGGAGCCCUUAACGGAACCCAAUCCCCAGCGCAAAACCCGCAAACCCGAACAGAUGAUCUACGUUCCUCGACCUGUGGCCAACGCCAGGGAAAUGUCGCAAGACAACGACCGACACUCCGCCACCAACGGCAACUACGACGACCGUUAUACCUCGAGAUCGAAACGCUAUUCAAACCGAAGGCGCAACGAUAGCGGCAACUCUGACUUCCACGAUGAGUGGAGGCAGCGCCAAGGCUCCGAACCCAAAGGCAUGCCCAACGGGGGCAGCUCGCAACGAAUGAGGGAAUUAAGGGACACGAGGAGCGUGGAACCCUCGGGACCGCUCCCGUCACGCAAUUACGAUAAAGGUCACACGAAGCCUCCCAGCGGACGUCGCCACAGCACAAUAGGGGUGGAGUCCGACAAAAGGCCCAUCCACAAAUCUUUAAACGUAGACAAGCUGCCUCCGCGACUGCGCAAGAAGAUGCUAGAAGACAAUAAACUAAAUCAAGGUGUCGAUGAUAAUUGGAAUGGUGCUAGUAUGACGUUUCAGGGUAGUAGUAAUUAUCACCCCGUCGGGGGUUACUCAUCACAUAACACAUACCCCAACCAAAACGUGUCUUAUUCUAAUAUGGGGUACUGCACUUUACCUAAUAGACAGAGGGGCAGAGGCCGUUUGCAGUCGGAUUACGAGAUGAACCCUUCAUACAGGUCGCGGACUCCAGAUUUGGGUGUUUCGAGUCCCUCCAAUUCACGGCCAGCGACGCCGCCCUAUAGUAGAGCUAGGAGUAACGAUAAUUUAAAUAAGCCCGAUAGCCGGCCACAAUCACCUGCUAAUUUUUAUGGAAGGAAUUACGAGCAUCGGAGGAACGGACGGGAGAGGAAUAAUAGGAGAAACCACUUUGGGAAUGGCAGGUCGAGGGAUGAUAGAAGGAAUCAGAAUUACGAAGUGCAGGAAGAGACGUGGGACGAUGUGGACGAAAAGGGUCCCGCUAAAGUUGAAUAUCAGGAGAGUUCGUCGCCUGUGACGCCUCCGACGCCGGAAGAGAAGGUCAAAGUUAGCGUAGCUCCUAUUACCAACAAUGCGAUUUUGGAUUGGAGCGAAGAGGUCGAACUCAACGACCGCCUUGAAGCCGAAGCCUUAAGUGAUGCGAUGACCCGCAGCUCAUCAGUAACAAGUUUAGUCGACAUCAGUGUCAAAUCCAUGCCUCCAAACCUUACCAACAAUAAUACCAAAAAAUCACGAAAACGUAGCAGUCGAAGAAACAAGCGCCGUAGUAGCAGCCGCGCCCGCGACGCCAGCCUCGAUUCCAAAUCCCGCCAAACCGACAACUUCAAAAUGCCCUCCGAACCCCGCGGCCGCCGCCACCGCCGCCACUCCCGCGACCGCCGCGACACGAGUUUCGACCGACGCUCGCGCGACCCCAGCUUCGACCGCAAUCGACGCGGUUCGACCGCCGAGCCGGAAAACUGGCGCGAAGAAAUCAGGAGCCGCCAGAACUCGGAACGGGACUCGGACAGAAGCCGAAAGAACUCGGAACGGGAGAACGACAAAAUCGUGAAGAAGGCCGGGGUGCUGGUGCUGCCACAAAAACAACCCGAGGUGCCCCAAGCCGAUCAACCGAAGUACCCCGAAGUGCGCAAACCCUGCCAGCAGAAGAGCUUGUUCGACCAUAACAAUCCUAGCAAACCCAUCAUCGUCAAGUCGCAGAGCUCGAGGGUGAGCGUUCCCGGAUUCUCAGACAACACCGAGGCGGCGCCACCUCAGAUGUACACCACGGAUCAGUUUGGGAAUAUUCGGCCGGCGUGGUACGACGAGACUUCGGAGGGUUUUAGUUCUUGCCAUUAUCCUAAUUUGAUCAAGGACGUGAAGAGGGCUGAUAAUGAGUUGCAAUAUAUCAUGAAUUCGGGGCUGGUUUUGAUCAAUUGGGGGACUGUGGAACAGCUGAGGCAGUUUUUGAAAGAAGGGCUUCAGUAUUUGUUGUGUAAGGAUUUGAAGUUUUGUCAGACUGAGAACGUCGAACAGCAUCUGUGGAAGAUUCUCUAUCAUAAUAUCAUAGAGGUUACGAGGAAGGCUAUCACUAACGAUCCCGCUAAUAAGGAACAGUAUAAAGUGUUCUUGCUUUAUUUGAUUGAUGAGGGUACGAACUACUUUGAGAGUUUGCUUGAUUCUUUGGAAGAAACCUACAAAUUUAAGUUGAAUAAUUAUUUGGGUAACAACAAUAUGGCACAACCGAAAGGUCUAGGGUACAUCGGACUUGCGUUGAUCUCGGCGCAAAAGUUACUUUUAUUUUUGGGAGACCUGGGAAGAUAUAGGGAACAAGUUAAUGAGACUUCCAACUAUGGAAAGUGUCGGCAGUGGUACAUCAAAGCUCACGAAAUCAAUCCAAAGAACGGAAAGCCAUACAAUCAGUUGGCAGUACUGGCGGUGUAUGCUAGGCGAAAACUGGACGCUGUUUACUACUACAUGAGAAGUUUGAUGAGUUCAAAUCCCGUUCCAUCGGCCCGCGAAUAUUUAAUUUCUUUGUUCGACGAAAACAGGAAGAAGUAUCUUCAUCAAAUGAGCUACGAACAGGGCGAACGCAAGCGUCGCGAGGAGCGCCUGGAGCGUGCCAAGCAGCACAUGAAGCAGAAGGAGUCCGAGGACCCGGAGAACGCGCCCGGAGCGCUCCGGCACGAGACUUGGUUCCGGCCGGACGGCGGUAGGCGGGUGCACAGGACGACGCAGGCCGUCCAGGAGCAGAAGGACUCCGAGGAGGAGGACCUGGCGGCGCUCAGCAGCGUCGAGGUGAACAAGAGAUUCGUGAUCAGCUACUUGCACGUCCACGGCAAGCUAAUAACGAGAAUUGGAAUGGAGAGCUUCCAGGAGACCGCCAUGCAGAUGCUGAAGGAGUUUCGGGCGUUGUUGCAACACUCGCCGGUGCCCCUGCCGUGCAACAGGUUCUUGCAACUACUGGCACUCAACAUGUUCGCCAUCGAAAGCACCCAAUUGAAAGAUCCGCAACUGCAGAUGCAGGCCGGUUACCGUUCCGAAUUGCAGGAACGCGCCCUUGUCGUGUCCUUGCAGAUGUUCAACUUGAUUUUGGAACGGUGCGUGUCCCUUUUGCAAGAGAGCAGCCGUGAUCAUCUCAGCUCUCUGCCCCUGGACGUCCAUGUUCUCUUGCCGGCCGUCAAAAUCUGGUGCGACUGGAUGCUCUGCCAUUCUUCCAUAUGGAAUCCGCCGCCGUCCACGCAGGAUUUCAGGGUUGGAGCACCUGGUGACGCGUGGGCCCGCCUGGCGACCUUAAUGAAUCUUCUGGAGAAGUUACAUCAAACUGCAGCCAAUGCUCUCGUGUCGGAAUACAAGGAAGGUUAUGAGCAGGUGAAGCUGCCGGAGGACAGCGUCUUGAGCGGUUUCACUCCGUUGAUGGUCAACGAGCCCGACAUCAGCUACGCUCCCAAAGAUCUAGAUAUCGAAGUCGCGCAGUUUGCCCUCCGAAUGGACAAACUCCUCUUUUUCGGAACGGUCUUUUUAUGCGGCUUGGAGCCGCCCGUUCUCAAGCUCGAGAUCGAAGAUGACUUCAGGGAGUACGUUUCGGUGGUGUGUACGUCCAACAGCAGGGAUUCACCGGUAGCCGCCCAGGAUCUGGUUCGCAACAACGACGUCCUGAUGGAGAGCUUCAGCGACGAAGAAGAAGAGGAGAUGUCGAACGGACCUGGUGAAGAGGCCCCGUCGGAGGUGCGAGAGUUGCUGUGUCGGAAAGUGGAACUGGAGAGAACCCAGCGGCGCCAAGAGCUGCACAAACAGCGCGUGAAGAAAAUCUUGAGUCAGGCCGUGGUCAGCGUGCACAUCGAGGUGCGGCCGAAGUACCUCGUCCCCGACACCAACUGCUUCAUCGACCAUCUGGACAGGAUAACCAUGAUCACAGCAUCUCACGUCUACACCCUCAUGGUGCCCAUUGUCGUGCUCAGCGAGCUGGAGGGCCUGAGCAGGGGCGGCAAGUCGCCGGCGCCGUCGACGAGGAGCUCGCUCGAUCCCCAGCACGUUAAGAAGGUGGCGCAGGCGGCGAAGAAGGCGCUCGCCUUCCUCAAGAGCAGGCCUCAGGCAGUGAAAUGCGUCACGACGAAGGGGGCGGUUCUUUCUUCCACCACGUUCACGACGGAAGACGACUCUACGUUGGACGCGACGUUCAAAAACGACGAUAAGAUUUUGGCAACGUGCUUGGUGCUGAGCAAGGGACAUAGGGAGCAGCAAAGCGGAAGCGAAGAUGAACCCAAGAAAUUAGUUAGCGAAGUGGUACUAUUGACAGACGACCGAAACUUGCGUGUAAAAGCGCUAGCGAGGGACGUGCCCGUGAGGGAGCUUGUAGAUUUCAUGCAGUGGGCCGGACUAGGAUGAACCUCGAAGAAUCCCAGGCGCUAAUAAGAGCAGUCACUAGCAAAAAGGGCGAGAUCUCGAGAUAACGGUGAGUUUCUGGGAGUCGGAUCUGCGACGAGUCGACAAAACAGUGUGGAGAUUGUGUUUCUGUUUUGUUCGUCUAGUGUAGACCUACCCUAAGAUCUCAUCGGUUCGGUUUUUGUCUAAAGUUUUUCCAUUUCCAGAUUUAUGACCUACGUACUUCUCACUUCUAGACAAGAAUUCAUGUACUUGUUUAAGUUAAAUUAAUCGUUAUUGUAGUUUAUUUAAUUUAGCGUGGGGUUUGACGUCACCUCUUUAACUGUUUUACACGUUCGAUCGGGUUGUGAGAUGUUGCAUUCCUCGUGUCUCCCGAUUAGGUUGUUAACACGCAUACACACAAUACAAACAAAAUUAGCGCAUCGUGCCAUUUCUAUUUUAUUUAUGUAAAUUGAUUGUUUUUUAUAUACACAGUAUUUACCCCCCUCAGAUCUUGGGUUUUAUUUUUCUCUAGCACCUAGUGAGAUAAUGUAUGUACUUAUUUUAACUUUUUUUAUAUAUCACAAUAUAUAAAAAUCUCUGUCUUUAUUCUUAAUAUUUUUUUGUUUGUUUUUUUUUUAUUAACGAUUAAGAGAUAAACUUACAUACUGUAUUUAGGAUUUAUACAAGUAAAUUAUAUGAACUGUUGUUAAUUAUUGCAAUUGUUUUGCUCAGGAAUUUAUUGUACAUAAAUAAAUAAUAUGAUUACGUA
Messenger RNA from Zophobas morio, 5356 nucleotides. It is a transcript of the gene Smg6, whose product is annotated as telomerase-binding protein EST1A. Bases 100 to 4608 code for a protein of 1502 amino acids. Gene Ontology annotation, biological process: nuclear-transcribed mRNA catabolic process, nonsense-mediated decay. The transcript is spliced from 16 exons. Gene Ontology annotation, cellular component: telomerase holoenzyme complex. Gene Ontology annotation, molecular function: telomeric repeat DNA binding; telomerase RNA binding; protein binding. NCBI's taxonomy places the organism in Eukaryota, Metazoa, Arthropoda, Insecta, Coleoptera, Tenebrionidae. The record is from RefSeq and is a predicted model, not a curated record.